This is a messenger RNA of Fundulus heteroclitus (mummichog), 6881 nucleotides long. RefSeq lists its product as uncharacterized. The coding region runs from base 553 to 4125 and encodes 1190 amino acids. Gene Ontology annotation, biological process: positive regulation of Rho protein signal transduction. The record is from RefSeq and is a predicted model, not a curated record. The transcript has 8 exons. Gene Ontology annotation, molecular function: guanyl-nucleotide exchange factor activity. NCBI's taxonomy places the organism in Eukaryota, Metazoa, Chordata, Actinopteri, Cyprinodontiformes, Fundulidae.
CCCUCGUGAAAAACUGCAACAGAUUCCGCUAAUUAAGUCUUUGUUGUUGUUGUUGUUUUUCCCGAGCAGCACCUGAAGGCAGCACAGUUCCCAAGGAGAAAGCCGCAACAACGGAAGCAGGACGCGCAGCCGGGACCCACCGGUACUGACCCUGAAAGCGGCGGAGGUGUUUUGAACGCCCAGCCACGCGUGCGUCUAGAGCGGGGACUGUUUUCUGCUCGCCCUGCCACCGACUUGGCUUGCCCGGCGUGAAACCGAGCAGCACCCGCCCCCCCACUACGGCGAGGAACCCGGAGCGGAGACUCUUUUCUCUGAUGAUGGAGCAUGGAGCGCACUGACUCGGGGUCACAUCUGUCCGGCUGGAUAGAGGCUCCAGGUAGAUCACUUAAUGGUGAAGGGGGGAAGACUGAGAGGAGGAAGCCGGGUGCGCUGAGAUCUGAGUCAGUGACCUGUUGGACAACACAACGAGCACAGAGGAUUAAUUAAAAUGGGGUGGCCAUGCUUGUCACUUGCCGGCUACGUGUCUGAGGGCCUCUCACUCUGCCCACAGCCAUGCCAGACGUGAAGCUUCCCGCACCAUGUGAUUACCCCUCCACCUCCUCUGUUGCCCUCUCCGCCAGCUCCCCUGCAGGCUGCAGCUCUCCCCUGCACCUCAGGAUCGACAUGGAGCCCUGCAUCGCCAACCUACCUCUGUCCCCAGACCCCUUGAGCUCGUUCCCCCGCCACAGACCCUUCCACGCAUACCCGCUGAUAGCCAGAUGCAACAGCAGCACUUUACUCACCAACCUGGGGUUGAGGUGUUGCUCUGGCCGGCAGGGCGCUCUGGGAGUAGAGCGAGGGCAUCGGAUGGCUCCGGGCUCCUGCGUCGAAACUGGAGCCAACGGCAGCCGGCCUUACAGAAGUAUGGAGAACUUGAACUGGACCACCAUAGCAGAUUCUGGCCUGUGCGCACUCAGCGACGCACCUUGCAGGAGCUUGGACAGCGAGUUUAUUCUACGGUACACCUCCUCUAGCAACUGGUACAACGGGCCGCGGGAUGGGACUGUACUGGGUGCCCACGGGCUGGUGCCCAACCCCGAGGGUUUGGCAUUUUUUCCACGACAUGGGCUACCCAGAAAGGAUCUGCCGCUCUUCCCUCAGUUGCUGUUUCCAGGCGGGGUUGAUGAGUGGGAUACAAGGAAGGAGCUAAGGGAGAAACUCCGUCUGCAGAGUGCAAGGUCGUCCGUUGAGUCUCUAAGGCCCCUGCCGCUGCGGCCUCAGGUGAGCCCGAACACUCCCGCCAUCGAACGAGAAGGGGUUCAUCAGGGAAGCUCAACGGCUGCUUGCUCCAGGCCGCCAUGCACGAUGCGCACAUCUCCAGAAGAGAUCAAGCAGGAGGUUUUAAGGCGUUUACAGCUCAGGCGGCAGAAUAGCAGCCCCAACCUGACCGUUCAGAGCUCUCCGUCUAGCCCAAAGGUGGUCCUGGCAUCCUACACGACAGACAAUAUUGCAGGGACCCCAAAUGGGACGGAUUCUGCCUGUGAGCGUCGUAGACCUCCCGUGGGACGUCUGUACAUCCCGACAUUCGAGGAGUUUAAGAAGAUGAGGCAGAGUCAGGGAAAGCAGAGGGAGGAUUCAACAGCAGGGGGCGGAGUGCCCGUAAAACAUGACCUGCCGCAAAAUGACGGACCCUUCUCUGAUCGGACCGAGCCGGGAAGUGGCCAAGUUGAUUCCGAAGAGGUUGACAGGGACGGGAGUGCGGGUGAAGAUGCAGCCAGAACUGACGCAGCCCUUCAAACCGGGACUUCUACAGAGGGAGCUGCUUCAAUCACGGCGGCCUCAGCUCCCACUUCGUCCUGCGGCACCGUCAGCAGCAGGAACUCCCCGAUCCGAACGGGCCCGUCUCCACGUGCACCCUUACAGCCCCAGGCUUGCACGGCCCAGGACAAAGCCGUUGUUGUAGGAGGAGAAGAUGGGAGCACCAGGCGCAGGAGGAGUAGUCUGGAACCAGCUGGUUCGGUUCCCUUCCCUGCCUGCAGAGAGAACUGGGACCGUCCCUCCAGCUGCUGCCCGGCGCUGCUUCUGGAAGGGACGGACCUGUCGAGGUAUGGAGCCAAGAUUUACAAGAUGAAGGAUGGGCUCAUUGGAUCUGCACUGGACCUCAUCAAGAAAAGCUGCAGUGCAGAAAUCUCCGCCGAGGCCCCUGUCAAGCCGUCAGGUGACCGGGACGGAGGCUGUGACAUCACCGCCCCCUCCGCCGACUGUCAGCCCCUCGCCGUUGCCAUGGCAACGUGGACAACGGCCUGCAGAGGCGAGGCGGGCGACGAGGCGCCUGCGGGAGAAGCUGCAGGAGGAAGGGAAGAGACCGGAGAAUGCCAGCACACAGGCCUGGGCUGCCGGCGCUCCAGCUCGGACGCGGCCUACGAGCAGGCUGAGACGGUGAGGGCGCAGCGCGAGUGUCGCCUCCGGCCCCACUACAGCGACCCCAUGCCGGCAGACGCCUCCAAACGCAAACAGCUGGAGAUGAAGAUCGCUGCCGCGGCCCGGCUCCAUAGUCAUCGGAGAGACAGGGACAGAGACAGUGCGCCAGCAGCAAUCCGCGGUCACUCUGAGCCGCCUGGCGAGGAGCGGCAGGCGGUCCUUGGCGUGACGCGCUGCGGGCAGCACCGCUGGAGCACCAUCAGCAGCCUGAGCUCCGACAGCGGCGUCGUCGGCCUCAGCGACGAGCGGGAGGAGGAGGACGGCGAGCCGAGGCGUCAGCGCAGGGCCAGGGGAGCCGAGGUGGAGCGCGUGGACAGCGGCAUCGGGCCGGGCCUGUCCCGCACCUGGAAGAGGCCGUCCGCCUCUCUGAGGGCGUGGGAGUCCCAGAGGCCGUGCCCCGACUGCGGACAGAGGGACGGGGUCUCCAAGGACCGGGGGGAGCGCAUGUGCGAGCGCUGCUCCAAGCUGCGGACCGAGCGCAAGGAGGCCCUGUUGGAGUUCUUGAACACGGAGUCGAGCUACGGCGAGGACCUGCGGAUCAUCAAGGAGGAGUUUUAUUGCCCCAUGCAGAGCGCGGGCCUGCUGACAGCCGAGCAGCUCGCGGUGGUGUUCGGCAACGUCCAGGAGCUCAUAGACGUCAACGAGCGCUUCACCGAGCACCUGCAGGACGGCGUCGAUCAAGCCUUUGAUCAGGGUGAUGAUGACCUGCUGACCGUAUACAUCGGAGAAAUCUUUCUUGAGUUUGUCAACAUGCUGCCCGCCUUCCAGACCUACUGCCUGCAGCAAUCCACCUCAGUCAACAUGCUCAACACUCUGGAGAAAGAGAAAGAACUGCUCAGAAUAUUCCUGGAUGUUUCCCAGAACGACAACACCGCACUGCGUCGCAUGAACCUGCGCUCCUUCCUCAUGGCACCGCUCCAGCGUGUCACCAAGUACCCGCUCUUGUUGAGCCGCAUCAUCAAGGUCACUCCCGAAUGUCACCCGGACUACACGCGCCUUCGGGAGGCCAAGAGCCGGGUAGAGUCCCACCUGGAGCACAUCAACAUGAAGACUAAGCAGGAGGGCAACGGCGUCACCUGGUCCCUGCGCUCGUUCCGUCGCGACAGUCGCAAGAACCGCGAGGUCAUCAACAUCGAGAUGCGCGAGGUGUCGAUGAAGACGGUGGGUUGGGCGAGAGAAAACACCCGUUUCGUCAUGGAGGGACCUCUCCAGCUCUCCCAGCCAGCAGAUGGUCAGUGGUUGAAAAAGGGCAGCAAGGCCCUCAAGUUCCAGAACGUGCAGAGUCUGCUGAUGGUGAGGACACAGCGGGGUGGCGACUCUCCAGGGCGGGCAGCUGACGUGGGUCGUCCGGGGGAAGGCUUGGGGGAGAGCGUUCGAGAUGGAGUGCUGGUCUUAAUCAAGGACAAGAGCAGUGGGAAAUUCGCGGUGCUGAGAGAGCCAAUCCGUCUGGGAAACUGUGUGGUGUCGUCAGAUCCCGACUGCGAGGACACCUUCGAGGUGCUCGACAUCCGGCGGGAGUCGUUCGUUUUCCGUGCCUCGGAUAAAUCCCGUACCCAACAGUGGUUCCAUCAGAUCAAGAGGUAUGCCCGCGACUUGGGCACCUGGAGGAAAAGGCGUAACGCUUUGCCGAACAUCAUGAUCAACGCCAACCAGACGCGUUCCUGAGGCUAGCCUUUUCGCGACAUCGCCGUCCCACUGUACAUAACCCAAAAUCUUCCAACUCCAGAAAUCAGCUGAGAAUAACGCCGCUGUUCCGACGUCUUAAAUCUCAGCAAACAAUCACACAAUCCGUCUCACGUUGUUGUGGGAAAGCUAAGCACUUUUUUUUUCCUACGAAGCAGUAAGUGCGCCAUGAAACUGUGUGUAGAUUUAAUUUUCAAGCUGUUACAAAUAACAAGAAGAAUACCAGUUGGUCUUUUUUUGAACAACCAAAAAAAUACUUGGGCUGCUCUUUGCCAGCCUUGAUUGUAAAGACUGUUGAGUACUUAAAGGUGUGUUUGAUGAAAAGCAUGACUGAACGUGACUGAGUGCAAAAAAGAAAAGAAAAUGUUAUGUCAUUUUUAUACAAGACAGUGAAGAUUGCAUUUGUUUCUGGUAUGAGAAGGUAAAAUAUUUCUCCAGUUCUUUUCUCUCUCUCUCUCUCUCUGUGGUUUAUGUUUUCUUGUCACUGCCCUUUUCUCUUUGUGUGCUGCCCUCUUCUGUCUGUAGGCAGCAUAACAACUUUCACUGCCAGAGAUGCAGCUGAGCAGAGCCUCUCCAUCAGGCUGAGAACAAACCGUCGGUGUAUCUGUGUUUCAAUGGGCUUUCGUGGAACAGCAAUAAUCUCAGCCAGAUUAAGGAAGUAGCUACUUUAUAUGCAGUUAAUUGCCCAACAUCCUGCUGUUGGUCCUUCUUUGUUAUGUUACUGGGUGUUGUGGCAGGUUUACCUGGCCUCUGAUAUCUUUCAAGGGUGGUUGGAUGAUUGAGGCAUCUUUUAAUUGCUGCAACAUCAAUGAAAGUCUCUGUUUCUGUCUUUAAAACCAAGGUCAUCUCGGUGUUGUGAAAGCAAUUUUGAAAAAUUGUAGUCAGAUUGCCUUUUUGUUUGUGUCCAAUGGAUGGCGUACCGUCCUUGUUAGAGAUGCACAGAGAAAUCGGCCGGUGACAAGAAUCGGCCGAUUUUCACCAUCAGCUCAGACCAGCUGGACAGAAUCUCAAAAAAUCGGAUAUUUUUUCCGGUCAGUGAACACACCGCGCCUGAAUGCUGACAAUAAUCCACUUUGGUGUGUGAAGGCCGUUUUCUGUUUCGCUGAGGUGUUUAAAAUUUAGCUCAAAGCGGGAAAAAUCUAUUUAAAAGGAAAAGAUUUCCCGCGACAUUGCGAGAGAUUUUCUGGGAUUCUUUCCGGCCGUGAAAGAGCGAGACUUUCAGCAGAUAACAGGAAGGUUGAACGUACUACAACAAAGUUACUUUGUAUAAUCCCAUGGAGCUCUCAACCUGUGUGUGAUGAAAUGUGCUGGAUUAAGAACUGAUGGCAAGCUUUUUUGGAAACUACAGCGUUAAAGAUCUAGUCUCUUAGGAAGACUACUGUUUUAGUACUGCUAGCUGCAAUAACUGCAGAUACAAGAUGCUGAAAAUAGUUUAAAACGUCCACUCUGAAACCUGUCAUUGUCAAAUGGUAGAUUCCUGCUCUACAGCCACUUCUCUCUGUGACAAUUCCCUCCGGCCUAACUGCUCACGGCAGGGCGGCUUAUAGUGAAUGAUGUUUUUAUAUCUCCUUAAGAGUUCUUACAAGGAAAAGGGAUCCUUCUCAAAUUGUUAAAGGCAUUUCGAAGCUUCACAAAACCUGGAAAUGGGAUAUCCGCCAUAAAAUACAUGAACAGUGCAUCUCUAAUACCGGACGGCCUCUUUGUGUGUGAAGGGCAGAGUUUUUCAUCCAUAUAAUCAGUGCGUCUGAUCGCUCUGCGCAGCUUGAAACUAGUCGUUUUUUUGUCACCAAAUAAUGUUUUUCUCAAAACACUUGUUUUAAAAAAAAAAAGUGUAUGGAGAAAUAAUUACUCUCUUAAACCCUGAGAAACCAAAGCCCUUAAAUUUUGUAGUCUUACGUUUUACAAAGUAAUGCUUGUAAAUAGAAAAUCUCGCAAUCUGUUUAUAAGUGACCAAAUGUGAUCAUUUUUGGUUCGUCGGCUCCUGUCUAAUUAUUUUUUCGGCCCGCCUUUAUUGUGAGAAUUAAACAUUUUUUUAACGAAGGCUGAAAAACUCUGCUCAACCUGACGGCCUCAUCCUGGAAAGAGCAUCCCGACCACGUGAUCAUGGCAGGUGGUUAACUGUGUUCUGUGACCAGCAAUGAGCUGUUGUGCCUUUGUACUUUAUUACUGUUAGACUAAGACUGACAAAUCUGCAAUCUGUCACAGUAGCAUCGGUUCCUUCAACAGACGAGACCGCCCUCUGUCUGCACUCGCAUCUACUUACAGGCAAUAUGAUUAUUCCUUUUACAGUGAACUGCCUUUUUUUUUUUUCUUAAAAGUGUUUUUACCAAUCUGUUUUUACCUCUGAGGGCUUUAUUUUGUUUGAAGCACUUUAUUAUAAUUGAACGAUUUACUCUUCAGUAUAACUGCUGGUGGAAUACGUGUUCCUUCGUUUGAGAAAGACGAGGCGUCGAGACAGUCCGUGAAACCAACCUUUUAAGACCCUUGCUGUUAUGUUUGUUAUGAAGUAGCAUUAAAAAGAAAAAAUAAUAUCACUGUGUUUUGAAGGGCAGAGCUGCUGAGGCUCAUUUACUGUUGGGAGGCCAAAAGAAACACAUCUCAAAAGUGUAAGAAAACAACACCUGUAGAGUUGCAUAUUGUUUAUUUACUUGACCCUUUUGGUUGGUUUGAAACAUCUGAUGUAUUAUUUCUCUAGUGUAAUAUAUUGUGAAUUAUAUUAAAAAAUGAUUUUCAACAUC